Messenger RNA from Phyllostomus hastatus (greater spear-nosed bat), 1889 nucleotides. RefSeq names its product lymphocyte specific protein 1 (gene LSP1). Gene Ontology annotation, molecular function: actin binding. The record is from RefSeq and is a predicted model, not a curated record. The transcript has 11 exons. NCBI's taxonomy places the organism in Eukaryota, Metazoa, Chordata, Mammalia, Chiroptera, Phyllostomidae. Gene Ontology annotation, biological process: signal transduction. The coding region runs from base 509 to 1507 and encodes 332 amino acids.
GGGAACAAAAGGGAAGCAGCUGCUGAGCCCGCGGGAGGAGGGGGCCGGGACCCACAGAGUCCAGAGGCCCAGAGGCCCAGAGGCGGGGGGCAGAGGGGGGCAGAGACCCCCCGGGGACAGUCCACAGGGGGCAGCCCGGGAUACACCCCCCCCGGGGACUGAGGGUCCAGGAUGGACCAGCAGACGGAGAGAGGGGACAGGGGCAGGGGCGUCAGGGCCCAGGACCAGGCCAGCCAGGGAGUGGCGGCAGGGAUGGAGGGCUGGGACGGAGGGUGUGAAGGCAGGGAGAGGAGAGAAAGAGAAAGAGGAAGAGGAAGAGGAAGAGAAGGAGACGGGGAGAGGGGUCCAAGUCGAGGAGGAGACGCAGGAGGAGGGCAGCGAGCGACAGAGGGCCAGCGGGGCCUUUGAAGAAGGAGCCGGUGGCGCGUCCCCAGGGCCGGGGUCCGGCCAGGCCGCCGGCUGCGCGGGCGGCCCCAGCGGCGCGAGCAGCUCGAGGCGGGACCCUGGCAUGCAGGCCCUGGAGGACCUCCCGAGACCCGCCCCCCAGUGGAGCCCGGAGGAUGAGGACGAGGCUGCCCAGGAGCAAGGCCGGCAGGACAGGGACAGCCUGCGGGCCCAGGACCAGGACGGCGGUGGCCGGUCCCCGGAGUCCCCGGAGUCUCCAGAGUCUCCGGAGCAGGAGAAGCUCCUGACGCCCUCGGAGUGCCCCGGCCUGGACGAGGAUGAGGGGUUCAGCGACUGGGCCCAGAGGCCGGAGCCGCAGCCGUCCCCUCAGGCAGAGGGUGCGGAGGACGAGGCGGCGGACGGGGACAGGCCCUGCGGGGACCAGGGAGGUGACCAGCUGAGCCCCACCGGAGCCCGCCUGGAGGGGCUGUGUCUGAGCCCUGGCUCCGAGCCCCUGGAGGGGCCGGGGUCGGAGGGCGCGGAGCCUGUGGGCCCUGAGGAGACCAGUGGGAGCAGCCUGGGCCCCGAGGCGGAGGAGCAGCCCCAGGAAUGCCAGCAGCGCGGGACCCCGAGCCCCUUGGUCCUAGAGGGGACUGCAGAGCCCGGCUCGCCUCCCCUGAGCCCCAGCAGCAACAUCGUCGACCGGACCGAGUGCCUGAACCGCUCCAUCCAGAAGAGUAACAGCGUGAAGAGGUCCCAGCCCGUCCUGCCUGUGUCCAAGAUCGACGAGCGGCUGGAGCAGUACACCCAGGCCGUCGAGACCGCUGGCCGGACCCCCAAGCUGGCCCGUCAGCCCUCCAUCGAGUUGCCCAGCAUGACGGUGGCCAGCACCAAGAGCCGGUGGGAGGCGGGGGAGGUGCAGACUCAGUCUCCGGCCAAGGGCCCCUCCUGCAAGGACAUCGUAGCUGGGGACAUGAGCAAGAAGAACCUCUGGGAGCAGAAAGGAGACUCCAAGACGCCCACGGCAGCGAAGGGCACCCCAUCUGGGAAGAGGUACAAAUUCGUGGCCACUGGACACGGGAAGUACGAGAAGGUGCUGAUGGACGAGGGCUCCGAGCCCUAGGCCUCCCUCCUGAGUCCCGAGGCCAGGCGCCGCCGGCUGCCGUCUCCUGCCACACGCCCCGUCCACGCUCCCGGGGGCACGUCUGCCCGAUGCCCACCCCCUGCCCCGCCGAAGACGCUGCUGCCCGCGGCCCACCUGCCUGCCCACGCCCCUCCACGGGCUGCCGCUGCUGCCCCCGCCGUCCCCCACGCUCCCUCCCCCGCCGGCUCUGCCUCUGCCGGCCGGGGAGGCAAGGGAGUCCCCCCACCCCGAUGCUCGGCUGAGGGGGCUGACCCCACGGAGGCCGAGCAGAGACAGGGCGCCCGCCAGGCCUCACCCCCGGCCGGGAGCCCCCGAGGCCCGUGCAGGGCGCUCAGGCCAGUGCCCCCCCCCGCCCCGUCCC